AUGACACGUCCAAAAGGGUCCAAAAACCGUCCCAAAACCCCUUCCUCUACCCCUGUAACUCAAAGAGAUUCAACACCUCUUGUAUCAAUCACAGAUGCUGUCGAGCCCUCUCAGACACCCUCUAUGCCGCCUAGUACCCAGCCAAUAUCUACUCAGAGCGCUAAGAAGUCUAGACUACCCGAUUUUGACAGAGAUGGACCACCAUCUUCUCAGGAAUUGAUCCUAAGGUACUUCGAAGAGGAUCCUAAUAACAUCAAGCAUUUCUAUCAUGGUACCCUUGGUAAAUCAACAGUCGUCAUGGCAGGGGUUAUUAGCAGGUAUAUAGCAGACAAUGGAGGGGCUUAUGAGCGAACCGCUGAUAGUAUACAUCUCAAGGUCAACACUUGGAAGCGACAAUGGAAUGAUGCCAAGGACUUCUUGAAUCAAACAGGGGCUGGGGGAGGAGCCAGAAGACUAGCAGAUGCAGAGGAGAUUGGAGAAGAUGAGUAUAAUAAGGCUCUGCGAGAGGUCGAAGGUGAUGUAUUGGUUAAAUGUCCUCUUUGGGAUCGUUUAGAUCCUAUCUUUCAUGAGUCUCAAGGUGGUGAUCCUUCCUUAUAUGGGGAUUCAGCUCAAGACACCAAUCCUACACUCAACGCACUCGAGAACGUCUUGGAAUCAGCAAAUAACACCCAAAAUCACCGAUUGAACACACCUACAGCCUCUGUUCCUGCUACUUCUACCCCUCAGGGAGGAUCUACAAGGGUUAGAAGUGGUAGUAGAGCUGUACUUAAAGCUACAAGUUGGAAUAACUUUGGAGAUGAUUCUCAAAGUGAUAUCUCCUCUAUUAGCAGCGGCAGGAGACAACAAGGGGCCAUCGAGAGGAUGUUGGAGGAUGAAGAGGAAUUUAGGGAAUUGAAGAAAACAAGGCUCGAGAAGGAUGAUCAGUACCAAAAAGAGCUGAAUGAAGCUACUAAAGCAGAGAAGAUAUUCAAUAUGGCAGAUACCACCAAGAGGAACAAUCCAGAGCUGUCUUGGGACGAGUGUAUAGAGCGUGCAGAGAGUUAUAUGGACAGAAGGGUAGGAAGGAAUCGAAGGGAAGGGUAA
Kwoniella mangroviensis CBS 8507 is the source of this 1083-nucleotide messenger RNA. RefSeq lists its product as uncharacterized. Bases 1 to 1083 code for a protein of 360 amino acids. The record is from RefSeq and is a predicted model, not a curated record. The transcript is spliced from 4 exons. NCBI's taxonomy places the organism in Eukaryota, Fungi, Basidiomycota, Tremellomycetes, Tremellales, Cryptococcaceae.